AUUGAUGUGCUUGAAAAAUGCCAUUUUAAGUAUCGAGAAUUGAAGACGUUUUGGGAGUCUCUUAGGUACCUUGGCAAAAGGAUUGACAUCUUUAGCAAAGAUUUUGACAACAUAGCAGAGCUUGAAUUAGGUGCUCCAUGGCCUUUUCCACCUGUUGAAGUAACUGCCACUUUGGCCCACAAAUUUGAAAUUAUAGAAAGUUGCAAAAUCAAGAUAACAUUCGAAAAAACAACUGUGAAGACAACUGGAAACUUAUCACAACUUCCACCAUUGGAUAUACCCCGUUUACCAGAUGGAUUAAGGCCGCCAUCUAAUCCAGGAACUGGUGAAUUUGAAGUUACAUACCUCGACUCAGACACGCGUGUCACCAGGGGAGACCGGGAAGAGCUAAGGGUUUUCGUUAUCUCGUGAGGUAACCUUAGUUUAUUGUUGGUGUAUAGUUUUAUGUCAAUCAAUUUUGGUGCUGGAGCCUCUAUUCGAUUGUUUGUUAUUUUUAGACCAUUCUGAAUUGAGAUGUACAAUAGAACACAGUUCUGAAGGCAAUUAAGUUUCCAUAUUGUAUAUCCUUUACAAUAUCUCAUUAUCGUUAAUGCGGUUAUACUACAUGUAUAUAAUAGGUUUACGUAA
Messenger RNA from Olea europaea var. sylvestris, 627 nucleotides. RefSeq names its product plastid-lipid-associated protein 6, chloroplastic-like. The record is from RefSeq and is a predicted model, not a curated record. The annotation marks the transcript as partial. NCBI's taxonomy places the organism in Eukaryota, Viridiplantae, Streptophyta, Magnoliopsida, Lamiales, Oleaceae. The transcript is spliced from 3 exons.